Molecule: messenger RNA, 2069 nt
Organism: Talpa occidentalis (Iberian mole)
Lineage: Eukaryota; Metazoa; Chordata; Mammalia; Eulipotyphla; Talpidae
Gene: EFNA1
Product: ephrin A1
Exons: 5
Coding region: 674-1273 (199 amino acids)
Biological process (GO): axon guidance; ephrin receptor signaling pathway
Cellular component (GO): plasma membrane
Molecular function (GO): ephrin receptor binding
Source: RefSeq, a predicted model, not a curated record
UGCCACCAGGCCGUCCCGUCGGCCCUCCCCCACCCUGCUCCUUGCUCCCUGGUCUUUGCUUCCUUGACCCAAUCUUGUGUUAGUGGGAGAGAGCAAAGUCCCUGUUUAUGCCCGUGCCAGGUGUUGGCUAAAGGAGGAGGAGGGGACAGGAAGCCAUGAGUAGGGAGGGGGGCACCCCGGCCUUUUCCGUUCCCAAGCUCCCAGGUUUCCUCUCUUUCAGGAAGGAGCCUCUUCCUUGCCCCCCCUCUUUGCCUUCCCUGACGCUGCUGCCCCCCUCUCCCAGAUGGAGAGCAAGAGUCAGAGGAGCACUAAGUGGAACAGAUUGUACCACUAGGAGGGGGAGGGAUCGGUGUUCCCACCCCGCACAGCUUCUGCCCUUUUGCUUGCCACACGCACCAUUCCCAGGACCCAAGGGAAGCCAGCCUGAGUGGAGUCCACAGGCAGCCAAACCGGGCCCAGCUUGGGGGCAAAGAUGAGGUGGCAGUGAGCUGGGCGGGUGUGAGGCUGGCACAAGUGACUCAGGGCAGUGGGCAUCGGCUCUGGGAUCUCCAGGCCCCAGGCAGGGGGCAGAGUGGCGAGGGGGUAGUGAAGAGGGUGGUGCAACUGUGAACAGGGUAUUGACCUGCUGGAGGGGCAGGUACCCCACCCAUUCAGACCUGCCAGCUCCCUUUGCAUGGAGGACAGUGCCCAGGGCAAGUGGGCACCAUGCCAUCCCGGGGGUCCAGGGGGCUGUCCACAUUUGACAAGGUUCCAGAAUGAGGACUACACGGUACACGUGCGACUGAAUGACUACCUGGACAUCAUCUGUCCACAUUAUGAGGAUGACUCUGUGCCAGAAGCUGCCAUGGAGCGGUACACACUCUACCUGGUGGAACGUGAGCAAUACCAGCUGUGCCAACCCCAAUCUAAGGACCAGGUCCGCUGGCAGUGCAACCAGCCCAAUGCCAGGCAUGGCCCGGAAAAGCUGUCUGAGAAGUUCCAGCGUUUCACCCCUUUUACCCUGGGCAAGGAGUUCAAAGAGGGACACAGCUACUACUACAUGUCCAAAGCCGUCCACCACCAGGAAGACCAUUGCUUGCGGUUGAAGGUGACCGUCAGUGGUAAAAUCACUCACAGUCCCCAGGCCCAUAUCAACUCACAGGAAAAGGGAUUGCCAGCAGAUGACCCGGCUGUGCAGGUCCUACAUAGCAUCGGUCACAGUGCUGCCCCCCGCCUCUUCCCACUUGCCUGGGCUGUGCUGCUCUUGCCAUUGCUGCUGUUGCAGACCCCGUGAAGGUGUACGCCACAUCUGGCGUAAGGAUUGGAACUAGGCUGAGGAGGCAGGGGCAGGCACCCCUCACCUGUCCUGCGGCCCCUCCCAAAGCCUCAGUCCUGGGAACCAUUCCCACAACAUGCACAAGCUGCCACCUGGCAGCCUCAAAACGAGUCAGUAUUAAGGGUUUCAACCAAAAGGUGGUUGGCAAGCCUGCAGUGUGAACCCCACAUUCACCUCAGAGGGUCGAACAAAGAAGUGGGGACAGUGCUUUCCCCACUAUUCCUGCCCUUAAGCCAAAGAAACAAGCUGUGUAGACGGUCUUUUAAAAAGGGCUCUGUGGGAGCCCAGCUGAAGAAAGGACCUGGGGUCCUGCUGAUAGACACUGAGCUCAGCAGAGAUGCCCUGCCCAGAGAGCCAGGAGGCCCAGAUGAACUGACUGAAGGAAAAGCAAGAGGAGGUGUCCUGCUUGGAGGCGAGGACAGCAUGCUUGGGCUGACCCAGCAUCUCCCCCGAGACUUCGGUUUGUGGAGCUGCCACGGAGGGGUUUGCAGCCAGACACUGCAGCCUUCCAGAGCUGUGCCAGCAGGGGGGCUGUGCCAACCUGUUCUUAGAGUGCAGCUGUAAGGGCAGUGCCCAUGUACACAGAGUCUGUGCCUGGAGUUAGCCUGAAGGGCAGUGCCCACUUGUACAGGAUCUGUAUAUAAAUUUGCUGUGCGUCUGAGCUGAUUUCUACAACUGGAGUUUUUUUAUACAAUGUUCUUUGUCUCAAAAUAAAGCAAUGUGUGUGGUUUUUGGACAUGCGUUAUUUGCCCCU